This is a messenger RNA of Lasiodiplodia theobromae, 1461 nucleotides long. Its product is annotated as CCCH zinc finger protein. Bases 1 to 1461 code for a protein of 486 amino acids. The transcript is spliced from 4 exons. Gene Ontology annotation, molecular function: metal ion binding. NCBI's taxonomy places the organism in Eukaryota, Fungi, Ascomycota, Dothideomycetes, Botryosphaeriales, Botryosphaeriaceae. The record is from RefSeq and is a predicted model, not a curated record.
AUGCCCAAGCUACCUAUGCCGUUCGACAUGUCAGAUCAGACCGCCUCGCCCUCACCCGGGCAUGCCUACGUCGAUGGUCCCACCGCCGAUCUUUGGGGCCGGUACCGCGAGAUUCAGCUCGUGGGCAACAAGACAAACAGCUUGAUAGAGGAGCUCCUCUGCCGAUACGACGCUCUCAACGAGCAGUUCCGGAAAGAAAUCGAAGAUCAUGACCGCGAGCGCGAAUACAACCGCAUCGCGCAGCGAAGCCUCAAGGAUAUGGAAACCACUAUUCUCAACAUGAGGGGCAACAUGGAUCGAGACGCUUUCGUCUUAGUUCUUAUUGACGGCGAUGGGCUUAUCUUCAACGACCAACUUUUGUCUGAAGGAGGAAACGGUGGCCAGCGCGCUGCUGGCGCGUUGGAAGAAGGCGUAUACAACUAUGUACGCACCCAGUUCAAGGGAAUGCCUCCCAACGUAAAGGUGACUGCGCGCGUGUAUGCAAAUGCCAAGGGCCUAACCGACACUUGCGCCCGCGCCGGCAUUGCACCCAAAGUUGAUGUGCAAGAUUUCAUCGUCGGAUUCACAGGCGCCAAGUUUCUCAUGGACUUCGUCGACGUUGGAUCUGGAAAAGACAGGGCUGAUGAAAAGAUUGUCGAGCACCUGAAAUUGAACCUUUACAGCCCGACCUGCCGCCACAUUAUGCUCGGCUGCUCCCACGACAAUCGUUAUGCCCGCAUUUUGGGAGAAAUCUCUAAUUACGACUACCUGGUUGAUAAGAUAACGCUGCUGGAAGGCGUGCCGUUUGGCAGGGAGUUUGCAAGCCUUCCAUUCAAGAUACAAAAAUUUGAAGGCCUGUUUCGCCCCCAGAAAAUCAACACGUUCGGCGGCAUGGAUGGCCUCCCUAGUCCUUUUCCGCCGCCGGGAUUCGGCGUUCUGACAAACAAGGUGACUCCAGUCAAGGUCUCAAGUCCCAGCCCCAGUGUUGCUCCUGCUACGACCGCUGGUGCAUCUGCUGGUUGGGCGAACGUCGCUGCAAAAGCGGCUGCUCUGCCUGUUGCUGGUCCGAAGCAGAAUGCUCGCGAUCCAAACAACAUACCUCGUAACCGCAAGGGCCAGCGUAUCGAUCCUCCCACGAAAAACUAUGAUAAGGAGGAGACGAACCGCGUCAAGCGUAUCAAGAUGUGCAACGUCCAUUUUCUACGCCAUGAGUGUCCUUUCGGCAACAACUGCACUCACGUACACGACUACAAGCCCACCAAAUCUGAACUGGACACCCUCAAGCUAGUUGCUCGCAUGGCGCCUUGCAUUCAUGGUACCGGUUGUGAUGACCCAAAAUGUAUCUAUGGUCAUCGUUGCCCGUUUCCGCCAUUCAGCAACAAGAAAACAGGCAAGAACUGCAUCUUCCUAGACGACUGCAAGUUCCCCAUCGAGAUGCACAACAUGGACAUGAAUAUUGUUCAGUACACUACCAUCCGUUAA